AUGAUCGCUGGUGCAGUAAUCAAGGUGGACGACAUCAAGGGGAACUUUGCGAAACUGGGCAUUUUCGUAGCCACUGUGGUGGUGGGCAUUGCCGUCCUCGCAGUAUUCGAGGUGCUCUUCUACUUCGCCUGCACUCGCAAAAACCCCUUCACGCCGAUUAGGCAUCUAUCCAGAGCCUGGUUCAUCGUCUUUGCCACUACCAGCGCGCUCGUGGGAGUUCCGGAGAUAAUAGAAGGUUGCGACGAGAUGGGCGUACGAAGGGCGACCUCGCGAUUCGUCGCUCCGCUGGCGGCCACGCUUAAAGCUGAUGGCUCUGCCGUCUUUAUUGCUGCCUCUAGCGUCUUCAUCACUCAGAUGGAGGGUCUCGGCGACAACUCUGGCAAAAUCGUCGUCAUCUGGCUUCUAACCUCCGCACUGGUCAUUGCUAUUCCGCAUAUUCCCAGCUCCAGCAUUGUCAUUAUCUUGACUGUUCUGUCUUCCGUUGGUGUACCGGUUGAGCAGGUUUCCCUCCUCUACGCUACGGAAUGGCUUUUGGAUCGAAUCCGUUCUGGUAUGUCCUGCGCCUCUACGUUCUACUGUGUCAUUUACACCGAGUACAUGACAAUUAAAAAAGGAGAUGCAAACGUGGAUGAGGAUGAUUAUGAUAUGGUUAUGUCCGAACUAUCCAAGGCGGACAGCCUUAAAAGUGCCACCUGA
Molecule: messenger RNA, 696 nt
Organism: Echinococcus granulosus
Lineage: Eukaryota; Metazoa; Platyhelminthes; Cestoda; Cyclophyllidea; Taeniidae
Product: Excitatory amino acid transporter
Exons: 4
Coding region: 1-696 (231 amino acids)
Biological process (GO): L-glutamate transmembrane transport
Cellular component (GO): plasma membrane
Molecular function (GO): glutamate:sodium symporter activity; neutral L-amino acid transmembrane transporter activity; L-glutamate transmembrane transporter activity
Source: RefSeq, a predicted model, not a curated record